This is a messenger RNA of Cebus imitator (Panamanian white-faced capuchin), 900 nucleotides long. It is a transcript of the gene RBM3, whose product is annotated as RNA binding motif protein 3. The record is from RefSeq and is a predicted model, not a curated record. The transcript is spliced from 7 exons. Gene Ontology annotation, molecular function: ribosomal large subunit binding; RNA binding. The coding region runs from base 234 to 713 and encodes 159 amino acids. NCBI's taxonomy places the organism in Eukaryota, Metazoa, Chordata, Mammalia, Primates, Cebidae. Gene Ontology annotation, biological process: regulation of translation; positive regulation of mRNA splicing, via spliceosome. Gene Ontology annotation, cellular component: spliceosomal complex.
UUGUCCCCUUCGCUUUGCCGUCCCUUCCUCUCCCCACCACUACGCCCCUUCUGGCCUCAGCCAAUCAGCACGCACGCCGGGACGCGCAGGGUGAACGUCCUGUGACGUCCUCGCUACGUACGCUUUAUCAGUCGUCUUCCCGCGCAGCUCCGUCUCUGUUUUCUCUGCUCUUCCGACAUCUCUCUGUGUUCGGCUUUUUUACGUUUUAAUUUCCAGGACUUGAACUCGCUGCCAUGUCCUCUGAAGAAGGAAAGCUUUUCGUAGGGGGGCUCAACUUCAACACCGAUGAGCAGGCACUGGAAGACCACUUUAGCACUUUCGGGCCUAUCUCUGAGGUGGUCGUUGUCAAGGACCGGGAGACUCAGCGGUCCAGGGGUUUUGGUUUCAUCACCUUCACCAACCCAGAGCAUGCUUCAGUUGCGAUGAGAGCCAUGAACGGAGAGUCCCUGGAUGGUCGUCAGAUCCGUGUGGAUCACGCAGGCAAGUCUGCUCGGGGAACUAGAGGAGGUGCCUUUGGGGCCCAUGGGCGUGGUCGCAGCUACUCUAGAGGUGGUGGGGACCAGGGCUAUGGGAGUGGCAGGUAUUAUGACAGUCGACCUGGAGGGUAUGGAUAUGGAUAUGGACGUUCCAGUUCCAGAGACUAUAAUGGCAGAAACCAGGGUGGUUAUGACCGCUACUCAGGAGGAAAUUAUAGAGACAAUUAUGACAACUGAAAUGAGACAUGCACAUAAUGUAGAUGCACAAGGAAUAAUUUUUGAUCCAGGAUCGUCCUUCCAAAUGGCUGUAUUUAUAAAGGUUUUUGGAGCUACACUGAAACAUCUUAUUUUACAGUAUAUCAACCUGUUGUUUUUAAAUUGAGCUGUCAAGGUAGCCAAAGACCUUUUAGACACUUCUAUCUUU